CCGUGCGUGGUGAACGUGCGGUACUGGAGGGCCACUUGUCCUGCCAACCCCGUGCCACCCCAUCUCCUCCUCCCUUAGUUUAUCUCUGAAAGAACUGUACUUUUUGGGGGACGGAUUUUCUUAAAAGCUUUUUGAUGCCAUUCUGAUGAAGCCUAUGGACUCGCAGAGUAAAGUUUGUAGAUGGAUAAACUGAGACUCCAAAGUAAACCAGUGAGACUGAAACAGUUUUCUAUAUGUAUAAACCCAGAAUUCAUGUGACAGUGGAACCUCUGGAGUAUUACAGGAGAUUUCUGAAAGAGAACUGCCGACCUGAUGGAAGAGAACUUGGUGAAUUCCGAACCACAACUGUCAACAUAGGUUCAAUUAGUACGGCAGAUGGUUCUGCUUUAGUGAAACUGGGAAAUACUACAGUAAUUUGUGGCGUUAAAGCGGAAUUUGCAGUACCACCAAAAGAUGCCCCUGAUAAAGGGUAUGUUGUUCCUAAUGUGGAUCUACCACCCCUGUGUUCAUCGAGAUUUCGGUCUGGACCUCCUGGAGAGGAGGCCCAGGUGGCUAGCCAGUUCAUUGCAGAUGUCAUUGAAAAUUCGCAGAUAAUUCAGAAAGAAGAUUUGUGUAUUUCUUCAGGAAAGCUCGCUUGGGUUCUAUAUUGUGAUCUCAUCUGCCUUGACUAUGAUGGGAACAUUUUGGAUGCCUGCACAUUUGCUUUGUUAGCGGCUUUAAAAAAUGUACAGUUGCCUGAAGUCUGUAUAAAUGAAGAAACUGCUUUAGCAGAAGUUAAUUUAAAGAAGAAAAGUUACUUAAAUAUUAGAACUCACCCAGUUGCAACUUCUUUUGCUGUGUUUGAUGACACUUUGCUGAUGGUUGACCCCACUGGAGAGGAGGAGCAUCUGGCAACAGGAGCCUUAACAGUAGUAAUGGAUGAGGAAGGCAGGCUCUGUUGUCUUCACAAACCAGGUGGAAGUGGACUGACUGGAGCUAAACUUCAGGACUGUAUGAGCCGAGCAGUUACAAGACACAAGGAAGUAAAAAAAUUAAUGGAUGAAGUAAUUAAGAGCAUGAAACCCAAAUAAGCAACCACAUUUUCAAAACAGAUUUGUAAAAACUGUAUUUGUUAGACUGUGCACAAACUUUUUAUACUAAAUAAAUAUCAAACUACACUCUUCUGAAAA
Heterocephalus glaber (naked mole-rat) is the source of this 1169-nucleotide messenger RNA. It is a transcript of the gene Exosc8, whose product is annotated as exosome component 8. Gene Ontology annotation, biological process: nuclear polyadenylation-dependent rRNA catabolic process; exonucleolytic trimming to generate mature 3'-end of 5.8S rRNA from tricistronic rRNA transcript (SSU-rRNA, 5.8S rRNA, LSU-rRNA); nuclear mRNA surveillance. NCBI's taxonomy places the organism in Eukaryota, Metazoa, Chordata, Mammalia, Rodentia, Bathyergidae. Gene Ontology annotation, cellular component: nuclear exosome (RNase complex); cytoplasmic exosome (RNase complex). Gene Ontology annotation, molecular function: mRNA 3'-UTR AU-rich region binding. The record is from RefSeq and is a predicted model, not a curated record.